AUGGACGUCGGUGUGUCGGAGGAAGUGAUGGAGAAGGCGCGGAAGUGGCGAGCGCUGAACGCGAAGCGGUACGGCGCGCGGCGCAAGUUUGGGUACCAGGAACCGCCGAAGGAGGAGAUGCCGCCGGAGCACGUGCGGAAGAUUAUCAAGGAUCACGGCGACAUGUCGAGCCGAAAGUUUCGACACGAUAAGAGGGUGUACUUGGGAGCGUUGAAAUUCGUGCCGCACGCGGUGUAUAAACUGUUGGAGAACAUGCCGAUGCCGUGGGAACAGGUGCGGCACUGCGAGGUGAUUUACCACAUCACGGGGGCGAUUACGUUUGUGAACGAGACGCCGAGGGUGAUCGAGCCGGUGUUCAUCGCGCAGUGGGGGACGAUGUGGAUCAUGAUGCGACGGGAGAAGAGGGAUAGGAAACAUUUUAAGCGCAUGCGGUUUCCACCGUUUGACGACGAAGAACCGCCGUUGGAUUACGCCGACAACUUGCUCGACGUGGACCCGCUGGAGGCGAUCGCGCUGGAGUUAGACGAAGAGGAAGACGGCGCGGUGGCGGAGUGGUUCUACGAUCAUAACCCGCUGAAGUGGACGAAAUUCGUCAACGGACCGAGUUACCGCAAGUGGCAGUUGCCGCUACCGGUGAUGGCGAACCUGCACAGACUGUCGUCGCAGCUCCUGAGCGACUUGACGGAUAAAAAUUACUUUUACCUCUUUGAUCACAAAUCUUUCUUCACCGCCAAGGCUUUGGGCAUGUGCAUCCCGGGUGGACCAAAGUUUGAGCCGUUAUUUCGAGACAUGGAUCGCGCGGACGAGGAUUGGAAUGAGUUCAACGACAUCAACAAGCUCAUCAUUCGCAGCGCGCUGCGCACCGAGUACAAGGUGGCGUUUCCGUACUUGUACAACAACCGGCCGCGCAAAGUGUCGCUCGCGGUGUAUCACACGCCCAUGGUGAUGUUCAUCAAGACGGAAGAUCCCGAUUUACCGGCGUAUUACUACGACCCAUUGAUUCAUCCGAUUGCGUUUUAUAGGUCAAACAAGCAGAAGACGACGCCGCGAGAAGAAGACGACGGCGAGGACGACUUUCAGUUGCCGGAUGGUAUCGAGCCGUUUUUAGAAGACACCCCGCUUUACACGGACAACACUGCGGGUGGGAUCGCACUUCUCUAUGCACCUCGACCGUUCAACCUGAGGAGCGGGAAGACGCGUCGCGCGAUGGACGUGCCCUUGGUGAACAACUGGUUUCACGAGCACUGCCCGUCGGGCUACCCGGUCAAGGUUCGCGUGUCGUAUCAAAAGCUGUUGAAAGGUUUCGUGUUGAACCAAUUGCAUAAGCGCCCGCCGAAGCCGAUGAAGCGCCGAAACUUGUUCGUCGCGCUGAAGAAGACGAAAUUCUUCCAGUGCACCGAGCUCGACUGGGUCGAAGUCGGUUUGCAAGUGUGUAGGCAAGGUUACAACAUGCUCAAUCUCUUGAUUCAUCGAAAGAACUUGAACUACUUGCACUUGGACUACAACUUCAACUUGAAGCCCGUGAAAACGCUGACGACAAAGGAGCGUAAGAAGAGUCGAUUUGGGAACGCGUUCCACCUCUGCCGCGAAGUCUUGCGUCUCACCAAGCUCGUGGUGGAUUCCAACGUGCAGUUCCGUCUCGGUAACAUCGACGCGUAUCAACUCGCCGAUGGAUUGCAAUACGUGUUCUCGCACGUCGGUCAAUUGACUGGGAUGUACAGAUACAAAUACAAGCUCAUGCGUCAGAUUAGAAUGUGCAAGGAUCUCAAGCACCUGAUUUACUAUCGUUUCAAUACGGGUCCGGUGGGUAAAGGGCCGGGCGUGGGCUUCUGGGCCCCCAUGUGGCGCGUGUGGCUCUUCUUCUUGCGCGGCAUUGUGCCUUUACUCGAACGAUGGCUCGGCAACUUGCUCGCGCGUCAAUUUGAAGGUCGUAACAACAAGGGCAUCGCCAAGACUGUGACGAAGCAACGCAUCGAGUCGCACUUUGAUCUUGAAUUACGCGCAGCCGUGAUGCACGACAUCUUAGAUUCCAUGCCAGAGGGCGUCAAGCAAAACAAAGCUCGCACGAUUCUCGCGCAUCUUUCAGAGGCGUGGAGAUGCUUCAAGGCGAACAUCCCGUGGAAGGUUCCGGGCAUGCCGACACCUAUAGAAAACAUGAUCUUGAGAUACGUCAAGAGCAAAGCUGAUUGGUGGACCAACGUCGCGCACUACAACCGCGAGCGCAUUCGCCGCGGCGCGACAGUGGACAAGACGGUGUGCCGCAAGAAUCUCGGCCGUUUGACGCGUUUAUACUUGAAAGCGGAACAAGAGCGACAGCACAACUACCUGAAAGACGGUCCUUACGUCACUCCAGAAGAAGCAGUCGCCAUUUACACCACCACGGUGCACUGGCUUGAAUCUCGCAGAUUCUCGCCGAUUCCUUUCCCGCCGUUGUCGUACAAGCACGAUCGCAAGCUGCUCAUCUUGGCGCUCGAGCGUUUGAAAGAGAACUACUCAGUGAACGCUCGCUUGAAUCAAAAUCAGCGUGAAGAGCUCGGCUUAAUUGAGCAAGCCUUCGACAACCCGCACGAGGCGCUCAGCCGAAUCAAGCGUCACUUGCUAACUCAACGCGCGUUCAAGGAGGUGAACAUCGAGUUCAUGGAUUUGUACUCUCACUUGAUACCGGUGUACGAAAUCGAACCUUUGGAAAAGAUUUCUGACGCGUAUCUCGAUCAGUACAUCUGGUACGAAGCGGACAAACGCCAACUGUUCCCCAACUGGAUCAAGCCUUCAGACACCGAGCCGGCGCCGCUCUUGGUGUACAAGUGGUGCCAAGGCAUCAACAACUUGACGGAUGUUUGGGACACGAACGAGGGCGAAUGUGUGGUAAUGUUGCAAACGCGCUUCGAGAAAAUGUUUGAAAAGGUUGACCUCACCCUGCUCAACCGUUUGAUGCGUUUGAUUGUCGAUCACAACAUCGCUGAUUAUUGCACGGCAAAGAACAACGUGGUGAUUUCAUACAAGGACAUGAGUCACACGAACAGCUACGGUAUGAUCCGUGGCUUGCAAUUCGCAUCGUUCAUGACGCAGUACUACGGUUUAGUUUUAGAUUUGUUGCUGCUCGGCUUAACUCGCGCCUCAGAGAUUGCUGGUCCGGCGAACAUGCCGAAUGAAUUCAUUUCAUAUCGAGACGUGGAGACAGAGACGCGACACCCGAUUCGUUUGUACUCUCGUUACAUCGAUCGAGUGCACGUUCUGUUCAGAUUCACCGCUGAUGAGUCAAAAGACUUGAUUCAGCGUUAUCUCACCGAGCAUCCCGAUCCAAACAACGAAAACAUGGUUGGUUACAACAACAAGAAGUGCUGGCCUCGCGAUGCGCGCAUGCGCUUGAUGAAGCACGACGUCAACUUGGGUCGCGCAGUAUUCUGGGAUAUCAAAAACCGUCUUCCGCGCUCGUUAACGACGUUGGAAUGGGAUAAUGGUUUCGUCAGCGUGUACUCUCGCGACAACCCCAACUUGCUCUUUGCCAUGAGCGGCUUUGAAGUGCGUAUUUUGCCAAAGAUUCGCAUGGCGACUGAGUACUUUGCCAACAAGGACGGCGUCUGGAACUUGCACAACGAGCAAACCAAGGAGCGAACGGCGCAGGCAUUCUUGCGUGUCGAUGAUGAAGCGCUUAAGUCAUUCGAAAACCGUAUCCGGCAAGUGCUCAUGUCAUCCGGUGCGACGACGUUUUCCAAGAUUGUCAACAAGUGGAACACGGCACUCAUCGGCUUGAUGACGUACUACCGAGAGGCAACAAUUCACACCUCGGAGUUGCUUGAUUUGUUGGUGAAGUGUGAGAAUAAGAUUCAGACUCGCGUGAAAAUUGGUUUGAAUUCGAAGAUGCCGAGCCGUUUCCCGCCGUGCGUGUUCGCCGCACCGAAAGAAAUCGGUGGUUUGGGUAUGCUCUCGAUGGGUCACAUUCUCAUCCCCCAGAGCGACUUGCGGUACAGCGUGCAGACCGACUCUGGCAUCACGCACUUCCGCUCGGGAAUGACGCACGAAGAAGAUCAACUCAUUCCGAACCUGUUCCGCUACAUCCAACCUUGGGAGGCUGAAUUUAACGAUUCCCAACGCGUGUGGGCUGAGUACGCGUUGAAGCGUCAAGAAGCGCAGGCGCAGAAUCGUCGUCUCACAUUGGAGGACUUGGAAGACUCGUGGGAUCGCGGUAUUCCGCGCAUCAACACCUUGUUCCAAAAGGAUCGACACACGCUCGCGUACGAUAAGGGUUGGCGCGUGCGAUUGACUUUCAAAGAGUACAAUCUCACCAGACAAAAUCCGUUCUGGUGGACGCAUCAGCGACACGACGGCAAACUCUGGAACUUGAACAACUACCGCACCGACGUCAUUCAGGCGCUCGGUGGCGUCGAGGGUAUCCUCGAGCACACGCUCUUCAAGGGAACGUACUUUCCCACUUGGGAAGGUUUGUUCUGGGAGAAAGCAAGUGGAUUCGAGCAAUCGAUGCAGUACAAGAAAUUGACGAACGCGCAGCGCAGUGGCUUAAACCAAAUUCCGAAUCGUCGAUUCACGCUCUGGUGGUCGCCUACGAUCAACCGCGCUAAUGUCUACGUCGGAUUCCAAGUCCAACUUGACUUGACAGGCAUCUUCAUGCACGGUAAAAUUCCUACGCUGAAGAUUUCGUUGAUUCAAAUCUUCCGAGCGCACUUGUGGCAAAAGAUCCACGAGUCCGUCGUCAUGGAUAUGUGCAACGUUUUCGACCAAGAACUCGACGCGCUAGAGAUUGAAACGGUUCAAAAGGAAACGAUUCACCCGAGAAAGUCGUACAAGAUGAACAGCUCUUGCGCCGACAUUUUGCUCUUCGCCGCGUACAAGUGGUCGAUUUGCAAGCCGUCGCUCAUGGGCGAGACAAACGAUUCUUUCGAUCAAAAGAGUUCGAACAAGUUCUGGGUCGACGUGCAGCUUCGCUGGGGUGACUUUGAUUCUCAUGACAUUGAGCGUUACACGCGCGCAAAGUUUUUGGAUUACACCACGGACAACAUGUCCAUUUACCCGUCGCCGACUGGGGUGAUGAUAGGCAUCGACUUGGCGUACAACUUGCACUCAGCCUACGGUAACUGGUUCCCUGGGUGCAAACCUUUGGUGCAACAAGCGAUGGCGAAGAUCAUGAAAGCUAACCCGGCGCUUUACGUAUUGCGCGAGCGCAUUCGUAAGGGUUUGCAGUUGUACUCCUCUGAGCCCACCGAACCGUAUCUCAACUCUCAAAACUACGGCGAGUUGUUCAGCAACCAAACAAUUUGGUUCGUGGACGAUACGAAUGUGUACCGCGUGACGAUUCACAAAACGUUCGAGGGUAACUUGGUGACAAAACCAAUCAACGGUGCUAUUUUCAUCUUCAACCCGCGCACUGGUCAACUCUUUUUGAAGAUCAUUCACACGAGCGUGUGGGCUGGGCAGAAGCGUCUCGCGCAGUUGGCCAAGUGGAAGACAGCAGAAGAAGUCGCGGCCUUGAUUCGCUCUCUCCCGAUCGAAGAGCAACCCAAACAAAUCAUCGUGACGAGAAAGGGUAUGCUCGACCCGUUGGAGACGCACAUGCUCGAUUACCCGAACAUCGUCAUCAAGGGAAGCGAGUUGCAACUGCCGUUCCAAGCGUGCAUGAAGAUCGAAAAGUUUGGCGAUCUCAUCUUGAAAGCCACUGAGCCGCAAAUGGUGUUGUUCAACAUCUACGACGAUUGGUUGAAGACAAUUUCGAGUUACACAGCCUUUAGUCGUUUGAUUUUGAUUUUACGAGCGUUGCACGUCAACAACGAAAAGGCAAAGAUGAUGUUGCGUCCUGACAAGAGUGUCGUGACGCUACCGCAUCACGUGUGGCCAGAUCUCACCGAUGAGCAAUGGAUCAAGGUUGAAAUCGCUUUGAAAGACUUGAUCUUGGCGGAUUAUUCUGCGAAGAACAACGUCAACGUCUCGGCGUUGACGCAAAGCGAGGUUCGCGACAUCAUUCUUGGCGCUGAAAUCACGCCGCCGUCUGUGCAGCGACAAGAGAUUGCCGAAAUCGAAAAACGUGGGCAAGAUGCCAACCAGCAGAUUGCCGUCACGACCAAGACUACGAAUGUGCACGGAGACGAGCUCAUCGUCACCACUACGAGUCCGUACGAACAAUCAACGUUCGGUAGUAAGACCGAUUGGCGUAUUCGAGCCAUCAGCGCGACAAAUUUACAUUUGCGCGUGAACCACAUUUACGUCAACAGCGACGACUUGAAGGAGACUGGAUACACAUACAUCAUGCCCAAGAACGUGUUGAAAAAGUUCAUCACUAUCGCCGAUUUGCGUACGCAGAUUGCGGGUUACAUGUACGGCGUUUCGCCGCCGGACAACCCUCAAGUGAAGGAGAUCCGUUGCGUCGUGAUGCCGCCUCAGUGGGGCAACCACAGCUCGGUGAAUUUACCGUCGACGCUCCCGGAGCACGACUACUUGAGCGAUCUCGAGCCGUUGGGGUGGAUUCACACGCAACCGAACGAGAGCUCUCAAUUGCAACCGCAGGAUUGCACGCAGCACGCCAAGAUUCUCGAGCAAAAUUCGUCCUGGGAUGGAGAAAAGAGCAUCAUCUUGACGUGCUCGUUCACCCCGGGUUCGUGCUCGUUGACGGCGUACAAGAUCACGCCCGCAGGGUACGAAUGGGGCCGCGCGAACAAGGACAUGACGAGCACAAAUCCGCAAGGAUAUGGACCCGGACAUUUCGAAAAGGUUCAAAUGUUACUCUCCGAUCGUUUCUUGGGUUACUACAUGGUUCCCGACGGCGGGUCGUGGAACUAUUCUUUCCAAGGCGUCAAGCACUCGGCGGGCAUGAAGUACGCACUCAAGCUCGGGAAUCCGCUCGAAUUUUACCACGAGCGACACAGACCGACGCACUUCCUCGAGUUCGCCGCGCUCGAGGCGGAGAAACCGGAAGAAACGGCACCGAUGGAUCGGGAAGACGUCUUUUCUUGAUCGAGACUUACAAGACCGUCCGACGACGAAAGAUUUGUAAAACAAUAAU
Messenger RNA from Ostreococcus lucimarinus CCE9901, 7012 nucleotides. RefSeq lists its product with no specific name. The record is from RefSeq and is a predicted model, not a curated record. Gene Ontology annotation, biological process: mRNA splicing, via spliceosome; spliceosomal tri-snRNP complex assembly. The transcript has a single exon. Gene Ontology annotation, cellular component: catalytic step 2 spliceosome; U5 snRNP. Gene Ontology annotation, molecular function: U2 snRNA binding; U5 snRNA binding; pre-mRNA intronic binding. The coding region runs from base 1 to 6963 and encodes 2320 amino acids. Lineage: Eukaryota; Viridiplantae; Chlorophyta; Mamiellophyceae; Mamiellales; Bathycoccaceae.